AUGACCCUCAAGUUCAUUCACUAUGAGGAAAAAUCGAACGGUAAAAACACAGCGAUGGGAACAUCACUUUGGGUUGACGGCGGUGGGUCGGCUUGUUUGUUAGGGUUUGGUGUUCUUCGAAACUCUGCGGUGCUUUUGGACAUAAAGCUGGCUGAUGGACAAAAAAUACGGAUGAACGCAAUGUCAGCGUAUGUUCUGCUAGAAUUGGGGAACAGCCCUGGAUCAAGCACAUUUAGCGUGAAAAAUACGAUCGAAGCAAACUCCUGUCGUUACAUUCUUGAGAAGCAAGCACAAUAUCAAAAUGUGACCUUAUGUCCUGAAGUUGAUCUGUCGUGCCUCAUUAGCGUAGUUUUUGUUUGCAUUGAAGCGUACAAAAUGACGUCGAGUGGCAACGGUGGGGCAUUUUUUCACGCUGAAGUCAGGUAUUACCACAUGGCGUGUCCUUCUCAGGAGAGCGGUCCCAUAUCUGCUGACGUUGACGUCCCGAUGGAUGAUAGCUGUCAAGGUACCAAUCCUUCGAAAAAUCAAACACGCCUUCCACCACUCCGUUCGUCUGAAGUACAGCGGUGUAUGGGCGAAAUCGAUUUCGUCUCCAGAACUGGACAGCCAAGAGACGGCCAAGACAACGAAGAGGAGUACAAACGUCCAAACCAAAUAGUGCUGGCCGUUCUGUGCAAUUUGCUCCUACUAUUGCCGUCUUUCACUGAACAACGUCAAGUUGCAAAUUGGUGA
Molecule: messenger RNA, 732 nt
Organism: Opisthorchis viverrini
Lineage: Eukaryota; Metazoa; Platyhelminthes; Trematoda; Opisthorchiida; Opisthorchiidae
Exons: 6
Coding region: 1-732 (243 amino acids)
Source: RefSeq, a predicted model, not a curated record